UUGAUUUCAGCUGCCAGAAUAGGAAGCGAACGACUUCGCAAAGGUUCAUCAUCCUCGUUGGACAUCAUUGCCGAAACAAGUCAUGAGUUUGCGUCCUUACCGAGCACCGAUCAGAGCCAUCGGAAAAACGCUGAUGUCGAGCCAGCUGUUAUUACGACAUCGAAAAACACUGAUCACAACCUUCAGCAAAGAGAUGACUCUGGGCAAUUUUCAUCGAAAGAAUCAACACCGGCCAGUGUUCGCUCAGACACCAAUCUAGUCACAUCAACCCCGAUGCCUUCUGGUGACGCUUCUGACGCUUUAUCACAAUUGCACCUGUCGUGUAUCCAAAAUCCAGCCUCUGUAAGGCAGAUAGCAUCGGAUUCUGAUGAAGAGUUUUUUGACGCUUCCUCUGAGUUUGUCGACGCUUGGCGGGAACCAUCGAUGACAUCUUCACUGCAUGAAGAUCAGCUCAACGGCAAUGGCAUGCUGCCGGAUGAUUCGGGAAUAUCGGUUGUACGAAACUGUAUGACACAGUCAUUAAUGAAGGUGGAAGAAGAGGCGCCUGCGUCUCAGCUCAUCGUACAAACAACUGGUGCCGGUAAACCAGCAAGGGCAAGUUCUGUCAGUCCAAGACCGACGACUACGUUCACAGCGGAGACCAGGCCAGUUCAUACAACAGUACAAAACACUGUUCAUACGCAUUCAAUACCAUCGAAAGGUUCCGCGGAAAGUAUCGAUCAAGUUGGUUUUUUUGAGCCAUAUUCUUGCCAUUCCAUCGUAUACGAAAAAUAUUACAGGUAA
This is a messenger RNA of Cooperia oncophora, 783 nucleotides long. NCBI's taxonomy places the organism in Eukaryota, Metazoa, Nematoda, Chromadorea, Rhabditida, Trichostrongylidae. The record is from the annotation of a GenBank genome assembly.